This is a messenger RNA of Corythoichthys intestinalis (scribbled pipefish), 2266 nucleotides long. Its product is annotated as N-acyl-phosphatidylethanolamine-hydrolyzing phospholipase D-like. Gene Ontology annotation, biological process: N-acylphosphatidylethanolamine metabolic process; N-acylethanolamine metabolic process. The record is from RefSeq and is a predicted model, not a curated record. Gene Ontology annotation, cellular component: cytoplasm; membrane-bounded organelle. The transcript is spliced from 10 exons. NCBI's taxonomy places the organism in Eukaryota, Metazoa, Chordata, Actinopteri, Syngnathiformes, Syngnathidae. The coding region runs from base 407 to 1720 and encodes 437 amino acids. Gene Ontology annotation, molecular function: zinc ion binding; N-acylphosphatidylethanolamine-specific phospholipase D activity.
UUUCCGAGACUCGAGAUUCCUCUCGUGAUAUUUAAGGAAUGCUGCUUGAGCUCUUUACUCAGAGGGUGUGACAGUACUAAUAUGUGCUAAUUCCCUCCGGUUUUAAACGUAACAUUUGGUCAUGUCACACGCGAGGACGUGACUAUUUUUAAACUUCACCUUAAGACGAUCGCGGUUGCACGAAAAUGACAAGCAUGCGAUUGAAUAAACGCAAAUAGAAUUGUUCAUUGCAAACAUCCCGUGUGCCUGCUUGUUUUAUGUUGUGCCCACUUGGGCCUGAAUGGCAGCCUGCGCUACACACACAUUUGUUUUGAUUUUCAACCACAGGCCUCCAUUGUUGUCGCAGCGUCUGUGAGAGACACACACAAAUAUACAGUGGCUAGUGAACGCAUCGACAGUAAAGAGGAUGCCCCUCAUCAAAAUCAAUGGACCAUCUAUCCUCUUGGUCAAUGUUGGGAAACACUUAAGACAUCUUUGGGUCCUAUUGUCCACAAAAUGUGGAGCUGAGCCUAUGGAGAAGCCAUCUUCAGACAGAGGUGCCCUGGAUGAGCGGGAAGGCUUAGUGGAGGAUGGUGUCAGGUUGCGAAGUGCUGAAGGCGAAAUGGCGCUUCCGGAUGCUGAUGCCCCGAGGAGGAGCAGCUCGUCUCGUUCCUCACGCAAGAGCUUCCGGCUAGACUACCGCCUGGAGGAAGAAGUGACCAGGUCCUGUCGAGACAAACAUGGCCGCUUUACCAACCCGUGGCCCACGUGGCAGUUCCCAUCCUACUCUAUGCUACUCCGCUUCUUUUUGCUGGAGAAGAACAACAGCAACGUCCCGACUUGUAAAGAGGUGCUUGACAGCGAGCUGCCAGUGCUCGAGCCGUACUUUGUUAACAACCCGGAUCUCUCCCCCUCCGGUCCGGGUCUAAGAGUCACCUGGCUUGGGCACGCCACGGUUCUGGUAGAAAUGGACGGGUUGAACAUUCUGACCGAUCCUAUUUUCAGCCAGAGGGCGUCACCGGUUCAGUUCAUGGGUCCGAAACGUUACCGAGGACCUCCUUGUAGUGUGCAACAGUUACCCCGGAUUGACGCCGUAGUCAUCAGUCAUUCCCACUACGAUCACCUGGAUGCCGGUACAGUGGCAAGCCUCAACGCACGCUUCGGAGCGGAGUUACGCUGGUUCGUGCCCCUGGGCUUGAUGGACUGGCUGGCUAAGGCGGGCUGCGAGAACGUGAUGGAGCUGGACUGGUGGGAGGAGAACUGCGUGCCCACUCACGACGACGUCACCUUCGUGUGCACGCCGUCGCAGCACUGGAGUAAACGCAGCGCAGUUGACGACAACAAAUCUUUGUGGGCCAGCUGGACAGUUCUAGGUCCAGACCACCGUUUCUUCUUUGCUGGAGACACCGGAUACUGCUCGGUGUUCAAGGAAAUAGGGCGACGCUUCGGGCCUUUUGACUUAGCGGCCAUUCCUAUCGGCGCCUACCUUCCCAGGGAUGUGAUGAAAGGGCAGCACGUGGACCCAGAGGAGGCGGUUCAGAUUCACAUGGACCUUCAGGCUAAACGCUCGCUGGCUAUCCAUUGGGGAACUUUUGCACUGGCUUAUGAGCACUAUCUUGAACCACCGCGCCGUCUCAAGGAAGCUUUGGAGCAGAAGGGCCUGAAAGCGGAAUCCUUCUUCACGCUGCAUCACGGGGAGUCACGCCUCCUGACGUCACACGGUGCAGAUGUCUUCCAUUAAGCACGACUUUCGUUUUGUGACAAUAGUAGCAAAAAUGUCUUGCCAUAUGUUAUACAAAAAAACUAUUCUGAUGUGGUUGCCAUGACGUGAAAUGUUACCUUUUCAAGCUAAAUGCAGAAAGCUGAGCUGGCUUCAGUUUCAAAUGAUUGUUUUUCAUCAUUCCUGCUUUUCCACGUCUUUUAGAGUGCAAUGAAUCGUGUGGCAUUAUUACCAAUAUAUGAUUGUCAUUACACUUGAAUGUCAUUUUCAUGCUUUAUAGUGCACAAGUUAGAGGUGAAUGUAUGCACAAUAAACAGCUUUAAAGCUCAACGCUCAGCAAUUGAUAAAAAAACUGUGAGCAUCGAGAUGACCACUGGGUGGCAGCAUUGAAUUGAGACCAUAAAACUAGAGUAUUUAUUUAAUUAAAUUAGCCAAAUUUGGUCCUCCGAUAUGUAGCAAUCACCACAUUACACAGUAAAUUAAAAUACAGUGUAUCACAAAAGUGAGUACACCCCUCGCAUUUCUGCAGAUAUUUAAGUACCGGUAUAUCUUUUCAUGGGACAAAAC